This is a messenger RNA of Rotaria socialis, 1656 nucleotides long. The record is from the annotation of a GenBank genome assembly. NCBI's taxonomy places the organism in Eukaryota, Metazoa, Rotifera, Eurotatoria, Philodinida, Philodinidae.
AUGUCUUCUAAGAAUUUAUCAGCUCAAAUGGGCCCUAUCUAUCGCAUUCCACCGUACUAUUAUUUACACGUAUUAGACCAGAAUACAAGUGUAACACGAUUAGAAAUUGGUCCAAAAAAGUUUUUUAAACAAGAUAAUGAAACAAUAGUAUUUGGACCUGACCAAAUGAUCACGUUAGCACCAAGACACUAUUGUGUUGUUGAAAAUCCUGUUGUGAAAAAUGAAAAUGGUCAAGCACAAUUCGAUAAGAAUGGCCAAGUGAAAUUGUCAUAUGGUAGUCUUGACGUUCGGCUAGAACAAGAUUAUAAAGAACCAUUUCCAUUGUAUCCUGGCGAAGUUUUAAAUCAAGCUCCCACACGUUUGAAAUAUGCCGGCGCUAAUUCAGCAUUAAGGUUAAAAGCUGUUUUAGACUUUGAUGACAACGGAGAGCAACGCAAAGCUGGUGAUGAAUGGCUAUUCGAAGGACCAGGUACGUAUACACCACGCAAAGAAGUGUCAGUUGAAGAACAUAUUUCGGCUACGGUGAUUGGUACAAAUCAAGCCGUAAAAUUGACGGCGAAAAAAGAGCUCAUCGAUCGUACGGGGCAGCGUCGUGUAGCAGGCGAAAGCUGGUUAGUAAAACAAGUGGGUGCCUAUUUGCCAUUGGCUUAUGAAAUGGUAGUGAGCACUGAAAAUGCCUAUGUUGUGACAGAUAAAAGAGCUCUGCAUUUACGUGCCCUUAAAACAUUCAUUGAUGAUUUUGGCCAGACUAGAAACAAUGGUGACGAAUGGCUAAUCACGAAAGAACAAACUGAAACACAUAUUUUGAAUGUCUACGAACAGCUUGUAGCGAUUAUUGAUAUGAAAACACUAAAUUCAAGACAAUAUUGCGUUAUUUUAAAUCCAUUUUCAGCUGAUGGUAAAAAUCAAUUUGGCAAGAGGAAACUAGUCGUUGGUGAAAAAUCCUUUUUUCUACAACCCAAUGAGCAGAUGGAGAAAGGAAUUCAAGAUGUGUUCAUUCUAUGUGGAGAUGAAGGUGUUGUAGUCAAAUGUAUCGAAUCGUUUCAAGAUGAAAUAGAUAAUGUAAUCCGUGUACCAGGUGAACAAUGGGUAGUGAGAGGGCCAAGAGAGUAUAUACCGCCCGUUCAAGUCGAAGUAUUACAAAAAAGAAAAGCCAUACCUUUGGAUGAAAACGAAGGUAUCUAUGUUCGAAACUUGAUAACUGGUCGUGUUCGUGCCGUCAUUGGUAAUCCAUAUAUGUUAACACAAGAUGAAGAACUAUGGGAAAAAGAACUACCAGUUGGAAUAGAAGAGUUCCUUCGACGAGAUUCUCUGUUUGAAAAAUCUACCAGAACAACUGCAACGUCAUCGUCGCAAACGACAAAACGUGAAAAAUCUAAAGUAGUCACAUAUCGAGUUCCGCAAAAUCAAGCCGUACAAGUCUAUGAUUACAAAGCCAAAACUCCAAGAAUUAUCUUUGGACCAGAAUUAGUCAUGUUAGGACCAGAUGAACAUUUUACAUAUAUAAAUCUUUCUGGAUCUCUUAUUGUUUCUUUACUUUCGCUUGUAUUUCUGUCUAUACUUUUGGUCCUGAGACGAUUUGUGACUAACAAACGAAUUUUCUUUCCGUCUAUUUUUGCAUUGAUAUUAUGCUUUUUUCUACGCCGUUAUAUUUAA